AUGCGCUGUGAUAGCGCUUACCCCAACACCUUGAGCUGUUUCAGGUGGAACAUUCAGUUGAGUGCGGGUACCACUACCUUGCAACCAAGACUCGAUGUCACCUUGGGAAUUAUCCGCGAAGUUGGAAAUAUUCCCCCAUCCACCUUUUAUGUCGACAAGCCUUUGAUUAUGCUCAGAGUUCGAUGGUUUGGGAGAGAAGGGAUUGAGACGAUGCAGGAUCUGAUACCUAUGGGGUCAUGA
Molecule: messenger RNA, 240 nt
Organism: Fusarium poae
Lineage: Eukaryota; Fungi; Ascomycota; Sordariomycetes; Hypocreales; Nectriaceae
Exons: 2
Coding region: 1-240 (79 amino acids)
Source: RefSeq, a predicted model, not a curated record